GUGAACAACGGUAAACCGUUACAAAAAUGAGCCGAUAAAAGACAGUUAGAGAAAGUUCUGUACCGGUAACCGUAGGUAUUCUGUGCUUUUGUCACAAGACCACUCAGAAGAACUUACUCAAACUUAUUGAAAGCUUUUCUAACCGGGUUCUGUUUUACCGGUAAACCGUUACCGUUGCAUGCCUAUGCGUUAUGUAAUUUCAAAUAAUUAUACCUUAAAUAACAUGUAAAUCAACUAGAUUACAAUCGAAUCCAAACCUAGAAUUUAUAAGACAGCUGAUAUGACACUUUUUAUAACAGCUUGUAUGACACUUGGCACAAGCACAUAGUAUAAGAACUUGUAUUUGUAUUGCUUAGUAAUAACAACUAUAACUUAGACAAAACGUCGUGUAUAAGUUCGAGCUAUUAAAAAUAAAUAUGUAUAACAGACAAGCUAUUAAAACAACUUAGUUAAAACGUUUUGUCGCUACUUACAUCAUAGUACUAAUUUUGACACUACACCACGAUUCAUUCCACCUGUUGCUGUACUUGGUGUUUUGUUAUAGGUUAAGCCUGUGAUGAAACUAAAACUAACUAUCAAUAAUCGAGAAAAAACUGUUCUUAUUGUUAGAUCAAUUGGCAUGAUUUGAUCAAGGAAGGAUUAGAUGCCAGUGAACUGGCGUCAAAUAUUUGUUAUAUCUUUAAAUUGCAGUCUAAUAAACAGAUAACUUUAUCAACAUCAGAUAUACAAAAUAUUACAAAUCUGUGUCCAAAAGCUGUAGAUGAUGAUCUGUUAACAUUCCUAAAUGAUAUCGGUGGAAAAAGUCAAUUAUUAACACUGGUCUCAAAUUAUAUUACCGAUCUAAACAGUUUAGCUCAAAUUGUUUCUGAUCCAAGUCAGUUAAAUAAUAUUAAAUUGGAGGCAAUUAUAGUACAAAAGAUGAAAUCAAAAUUAGAAUUAAGAGGUGAAAUAAUAAACGAUCCCGGAUGGAUAAAUGGUGGAGAAUUAUUGGAUAAAAUAUGUAAAUUAUAUCCAACAUUAGCAUCGUUUCGUUUUUUAUCCUAUGAUGAGUUACAGUCCAAAUGUGGCUUCAAUGGAGAUAAAACUACUCGUUCACAACGAAAUAUUUUGGAAAAAAUAUGGAUGAAUGGAAACGAUUUACGUAUGGCUAUGGACAAAUAUAAUUUACCUUUGAUAAUAACAAAAGAUUUGGAAGAAAAAGGUGUUCGAGCAUUAGAUCAACUUAGCCGAGACCAUGUUGCCACGUUAAUUAAUGAUAAUCAUAGAAAAACAAAGGAAAAUUCAUCUAGAAUGGCAAACAAAGAUAAAGGGUUAGCUAGAGACGAAGAUUUGAAAUUUAAAGCUAAAUUAAAUCAUUUAUAUAAAAUCGAAAGUAAAAAUGGUAAAACGGAAAAUAUAAAACGGAAUGAUGAUUUACAAGAGAGAAAAAUUCGUACAGAUGAAGCUAUUAAGUCGGUCAAUGAAAUAGGUACGAAAUUAAAAGAUAAUGCUUCACAUAGUACAGCACAAGUAAAACAAUCAUUAGAUAGUGUAGCGCAAAAACUAAACGUUAACUGGAAGUAUAGUGAAGAUGAAUUGAAAAAUCCAGACGUAUUAUUAGACACAAUAUUAAAGGAUUUAAAAAUUGUCCAAGAAACAUAUAAUAGUGCUUCUUGUUUACCAGAUAAAAGUGAUGAAGAUAUUAUUGCCCAUGUUGGAGGUGGAGCUGCCUUAUACGGAAUACAAUUAACUGAUUUAAGUCACUUAGGUAAAGAAGCAACACUACCAAUGUUACGGCGUCCACUAUGUUGUGAGCUCACAAAUCCAAAGAAAACAUUCAUAGAUCAAACAAGAAAAUUCACAAGUUUAAAUGCUUCGAAUGAGUUUCGAAAAACAAUAGAAACAGGUGGUUGGACCCUUGCUGUUGAAGUCUCCGCAUCAGGAUGGGGAGCUUCUGGGUCAGCGUCGUAUUCGAAUAGUGAAACAACAACAACAGAUCAUACUAAACAAAACAAAAAACAAUCAACAGAUUUAAUAUUAACUCAGUAUUCAUUUGUUCCAAUGAAAUCAUUUCGAAUUCCACUUGAAGAAAUGAAGUUAUCAAUUGAAGCUGAAGAAGCGUUAAUGGGUGUUACUAACGUACCAACAGCUAAAGAAUUUUUAAGCAAGUUUAAUUCACAUAUUAGCAAUGCUUUACAAACAGUUGGUGGUAUAUUUAGAUCUACAAUUACAGUUCAUACAGAAGAAGAGACCGAUCUAGAACAAUUGCAAGAAAUUGCAUCUAAAAGUCAGAAAGCAUCUGCAAAAGCCGGUUAUUCAGGUUUUGGAUGUAGUGUAAGCGUUGCAGUAUCACAUGAAACAUUCAAUGUAAAGGGGUCAACAACAAACUCCGAAAAAAUAGAACGAACAGCAACAAUAUCAACUGAUACUGAAUGUUGGGGCCCUGCAUGCAAAAAUUCUGAAUUAUUUAAAGUAACCUUACAAGCUAAUAAUUCAACAUGGUAUUUAAUUGAUCGCAACGAACUCUCUACAUUCGUUCCUAUAUGGAUAAUUGUUGAAAGAUCAUAUACAGAACCGACAUUGAUUGCUGCGGCUGAGAAAAUUAAACAAGAAUGGAUGAGACAAGCAAAAAAGAAUGCUCAUAUACCAAUAAUUCAAUUAGAAAUUCAACGUGUAUUAGUUCAUGAAGAUUGUAAUCCAAAAGAUGAAGAUUGGACUGUUCCCCCAUUACAAGGAGGAGAUAUGAAAAGACUAGAUCUUGAUGGUAAAGUAGCAAUGAUUGAUGAUGCUAUAAGCGAAAUUUUAGGAAAAAAUCUUGAUCUGAAUAAAAUGGCAACAAGUGCCCUGAUACGUAAUAUUGGUGUGAUAUUUCGAACAGUUGUUAAUGAAUCUGAACAAUAUGGUUCUUCUUUAUUACCUGUACUUCUCCAACCUAAGUCAUCACUAACAUCUUUCUUAAUGGCUUUAGCUCGUUUGUCGGAUUCAGUUAAAAUUAAUCACGUUUCAUCAUUAUUGGCAACAAUAUUUACCAAAGAAAAAUUACAACAAUUUAAAAGUGAAUACCAUUUACAGCUACAUCCAGAAAUUGAUACAUUAAUACUAAAAGGUAUAAAUGCAAAUGAUGGUAAAACAAAAUUUGAAGUAGGUAAUCAAAUACAAUUCAAUAGUUUAUUUAAUACAUCAACUAUUCCAUUACAACAGCUUCCAUCCUUUCUUAAAUCAUUAAUGGAAGAGCAAAUUACGAAUGAUAUAUUCAAACUUGGCGAUUUCAAUUUGCAUGUCACUGCUCUUAUUAGCAAAAGUUUAGAAAACAGUACUGAAUUAGCUGACAAAGGAGGAUUGCAAGACAUUGGUCUAUUACAUGUGCAACAAACGAAAAAUCUACUACAAAAAUAUGGAUGGUUACAUAGUCAUGAUGCAUUUGUUAUGGAAUUAAGCCAACAAGGUUUGGAAACUUUGUUUGAUAACAUGAAUAUUAUUCUAACAAAGAAGAAUACAGGUCCGUUACAAACACCAGUGGGGAUACCCGACUCAAUUACUCCUUCUGUUUCUUUUAGUAAUAUUACUAAAAACGACUAUAUUAUUAAAUAUCACUAUACUGAUUGGUUGGUUGAUCGUCCAUUACCUACUACAAACACACCCAUAGUAAGGUUUAUGGAUGAGUUACGUCACAGACUCAAAAUUACAUCAUCAUUAAUAACGGAAUCACGAUCUAUAGAGGCAACAACACAACGAAGUGGCGGCCUUUCUUCAACAUGGACUAAAUCGAAGGAGAAGCAAGCAAGUUAUGCAACGAUUCCAUCAUCAUAUUCUGUCUAUAAUACAUUGAUUCAUUUGGUUAAUCAUUCGGAUAUAUCGAGUCAGAUUGAAUUAUUUCGUUUAAUAAUUGAACGUCGUUCUGCUGUACCCAUACUAGUACCAAAUCUAGACAGAUUAUUUUUAACAGACGAAUUACCGUUUCAAUACAAUAUUGAUGCAUUAUCUUUUGUUAAUACAAAAUUAGCUCAACAACGUGAUUUUAAUCUGGCUUAUGAUUGUUCAUUAAUACGUAUAGCUAUUAUUUCAAUGAGAUCUAUACAACAUAGUGAAAGUAGUGAAUGGAUGAAACAAAUAUUCUCAUGUUAUUCAAUUUCUCUAUUGUCUUUAUCAGCGAUUAAUUGUAUUAUCAAUGAUCAAUGCAUCGGUGAAAUUGGUGUAGGUUUUAUUCCAAACAUCGGCCAUAAUCAGAAUGAUACUAAAGUGUACAAAGAUGAAAAAAAUCAAGCUGUAUUAUUGUUACAUGUAAUUGGUGAUUAUAAAUCAUUAUGGCCAUUUAUUCGCAAUUUUGCUGAUAUAAUAAUGGUAGAAGAAGAUCCUACUCAUGAUGUUCGCUUUCAACCGAUUCUACCACUACAUGAUGAUUGCGCGUUAAUUACAUGGAAAGUGUCAUUAGCUCAGUUUGGUUACGAAGAAAUCGAUGAGAAUAAUUUUCAUUUUUAUGGUAGUGUUAAUCAGACUGUUCAAGACAUAAGAGAAUUAUUAUCGGGUGCGCAUAUUAAAUAUCAAGGUAAAUCUCGGAAAGAAUUGUAUUCAAUAAAUAACGCUGAAUUAUAUAAACGUAAUUCUAUUGACUUAAUUAAUGUUGAAACUGUUGUAAAAUCUCAAAAUUAUGCUAUAUUACGCCGUGAAGAAUUAAAAUUACAAAAAAUAUUUGCUUUAGAAGCUGAAAAUGUCACUCUUUAUUAUAAGGCUAGAAAUAAAGCUGCAGAACAACAAGCAAUAGAUUAUGAAAUUAAAAAAUGCAGACAAAAUCGUAUAAUUGAAGCUUCUUCAACUGAAACUCAUUUACUAAUACAAUGUUUUAUUGGUAUUUUAUCACAUCCGGACGAUUCUACAAGAAUGUUAGGCAUACAUCAGUUAAUAACAGGAAUGGAAAAGUAUUCCAAAGAUGCUAUGACAAAAAUUAUACAACAAAAAGACUUGGCAUUUAAUAUUUAUGAUAAAGAUCAAAAGAAUGAGGAAAAAAAACAUGCGUAUUUCGAUGCUAAGCGGAUAUAUUCCAGCAGUAUUGUAGGAAUUGAACAUUUAUGGAGGGAACUAUGUCAUUUAUAUGCAACUAAUACUAUAAAAUAUGCAACGUUACCACUAUUGGCUGCUCAACAUUUAAUUGAUGGAUUUACAUUAGAAUUAUUAGAUGGUGAUGCUGGAAUGUUAGAACCAGUAUGGAUUAAAGCUGUAUUUGGACAUGUACAAAAACGCCUUGAAGAACUGCGCAAACAAGCAGAUUCAAAUAGCACAGCAGAAAAACCAAUUCGUAUUUGUGUAUUAAGUAUUAUAGGUUGCCAAAGUAGUGGGAAAUCAACAUUAUUGAACUUAAUGUUCGGUACUCGACUACGAACAAGUGCUGGACAAUGUACUCGUGGUGUGAAUAUGCAGCUGAUAAGAGUCGAAAAUCGUAAAGAAAAAUACGAUUACAUAUUAGUAUUAGACACUGAAGGUAUACGAGCACCCGAAUAUGCUGGAUUACAAGAUUCAUCAUGGAGAGACAACAGAAUAGCAACAUUUGCUAUAUUACCAGCUGAUGUAACAAUUAUUUGUGUUAAUAGUGAAGAUGAUAGUGCAGCGCGCGAAGUAUUGCCAAUAGUAAUGCUAACACAUCAACAAAGUGAAUUAGCUACAUCAACAAGUGGUCAUAAUAAUCGAUUAAGUACACGUAUAUUUUUUGUUUAUGUACGUGUUGACACAAAUGAUACGAAAAAAUUAGUAACACCUAUACAAAGAAUGUUUAUUGAUUUGAAAGAUAAUUUAGAAAAAUUAACACAUCAGAAAAACAACAACGAUAAUAAAACUAAUGGAGAUAGCAUAGGUUUUCGUGAUUUUCGCAGUAAAGAUCCUAAUGAUCCAAAUAGUGAAAUUGGUGAUGCAAGAAGUGAUAUAAAAUUUUUAGGUAAAUUAAAAAUGGGUGAUACACCACCAGAUGAUUUACCAAAUACAGAAUUUGGUCAAUCUGUUAUUGAACUAAAUGACUAUAUAUAUCAACGCCUCGUAACAGAAACUGCUGAUGGUCAAUGGGAAGCAAGAGAACUGAAACAUUUUACUGAUUAUCUAGAGUUAAUAUGGUCAUGUAUACUAUCAGCUGAUUUUGGUUUAACAUUUAAAACGGUAAUGGAACGUCGCUUAUAUGAAGAAUUAGAUAUGUAUUUAGCUAAACAACGGUCAAUAGUCGCUAAUUUAUAUUCAACAAUCUAUGAGGAAAUUGCAGAAGAAAUAGGUAAAGAAUUAUCAUUGUCGUCACCCGAUCAAACUGAUAAAUGUAAAAGCGAAAUAGCAAAAUACAAAGCGAAAUUAAAAAGAGAUUCUAACGAAAUAACCGAAAAAAUUAACCAAGAAGUGCUCGAAGAAUUAAAAAAGAACGAUGAGCAUUAUCAGCAAUGGCACGAUCAUAGCAAACAAAAUUGGAAAACAUUUACUACUACACGAUUAGAGAUAUAUGAUUCACGUAUUCGUGAAUUAAUUACUAAUCGGUUAACAUAUGAUAGUAAAUUAAUUUCUUGUCAAAAACAAAUACGUGCAGAUAUAACAAAAUUAUUUCAAGAUAAAACUAAAGAAAACAAACAUAUAUUAAAGACUGAAGAAGAAAAAAAAUCAGAAUUUAAUACAAUUUAUAAGAAAAUAAUUCAUGAGACCGAACAAAGUCAUCCACAAAUAAAUGUUGAAAAAUCAAUAACAGAAGUAUAUAGUCAAAAUAAGCGUGUUUGGCAAUUUCAUCAAGUUACUUCAACAAAUAUUCAAUUAAUAUCAAAAGAUAAUAAUGAGUCCUAUUUUGAUCGAUUUAUGAAGUAUAUUUGGCCAAAUAGAAAAGAUAAAAAACGAAAAUCAACAGUUGAUGAAGAACAAUUUUUAAGAAAUUUAUGUUCAGAAAUUGAAAAUUUAUUACAAUCUAUAACAUGUUAUGAUGAUGAUAUAACACAACAAGCUAUUUUAAAAACACAAAAUCAUAUAGAUACAAGUCAUUAUGUACAAGAUACACUUAUAAAUCGAGCACAUCAAUUAGUUUAUCAAUUAUUAAUAGAAAAAUUAACACGAAUUCAACAUAAAUGGGAAAGUCAAAAUUCUAUUACAGUUCGAUUGAAAAAUGCAAAAGCAGAUUUAUGGAAAUUUUAUAAAAAUACUGAUCAAGGUAUUGUUGGUGCUGAAUUAUUAAGUAGCGAACUGGCAACAGUUUUAAAUAAAUGGUGGAAAGUAGGAUAUAAAACUUCGUUAUGUAAAUAUAUUGCCAAUGAUUUACAGCCAGAAAGUUGGGUAUCCAAUAGUGUUGUCUUAUUAGCAUAUGCUGAUUUAGAAUUACUGGAACUUAUCGAAAAAAGAAAAAUUACUGAAAUGAUAGAAAGAGUAACAAACUGUAGCAGUCAUUAUGGAUUAAUUGUUAACAAGUUAAUUAAAAGUAAACUUGAUAAAUGUUUUAAAGGACAACGGGUAUUAUAUGAUGACAAAAUAAAACGUGAAUUAAGUACAGCAGUAGCAGAAACAAAAGCAUUUGAAGCUCCAUUAUGUACAGAUCCGGAUGAAAUUCGUCAAGGGAGCACAGAGUUUUUUUUCUCUAAAUUAAAAGAAUAUUUACCAUUAACGUUUACGGAUCCAUUAUCAGCAUUAAAUGUAACAGAUUAUACUGCAUGUGAUAAAGAAACAGUUGAAGGAUGGGACAAUAUUCUUAAAAAUAUGUUAACACAUUUAUCUUCGAAAGAAGACUUAACAUUUUCAGAUGAUGAAGUAACAUUAAUGGUUGAAUUGAUUCGAAAUCUUAUAAUUACUAAUAAUGAUAGUAAUGCUGUCAAAUUACGUUGUAGUAUACCAUGUCCAGAAUGUGGUGCACCGUGUAAACGUUCUUAUGGCCAUAUGGUUUUAAAAGGUGAACGACAUGAUUGUGAUCAUCAACCAAGUGGAUUAAGUGGAAAUGAAUGGAUCCAUAAUUUAGAAUUGCUACAUGAAUCAUGCUCACAAAAUGUUGCAGCAUUUCCACAACCUUAUUUUAUUGUUGAUGAGGUUUAUUAUCCAUAUUCAAACUUUUCACAAUUUUAUACUGAAUGGAAACAACCGAUAUCUGAACCAAAUGCAAAUCCUCAAAAUAGAGUUCGAGAAUACAUAUUUUACCACUAUCAACAGGAAUUAUGUGAUUAUCACAAGAAGGGCAAAAAACCCUGUUCUAAUAUACCAAAAACUUACAAUCACUCAGUCACUAGUAUGAAGGCCUAUGCUGAAAUGAUUCGAGAUGCAUGA
Didymodactylos carnosus is the source of this 8235-nucleotide messenger RNA. The record is from the annotation of a GenBank genome assembly. NCBI's taxonomy places the organism in Eukaryota, Metazoa, Rotifera, Eurotatoria, Philodinida, Philodinidae.